UUUCCCCCCACUAUAUAAACCCUAACCCCCACACCCUCACUCAAACCCUCAAAAUCUCCCCGCCUAAAAAAAAACCUAGAUUCCCCAAAUCAAACAACCCGAACGCUUCUUCCGACGACCCGGAAACGAUGUUGGAGCUCCGACUGGUGCAGGGGUCGCUGCUGAAGAAGGUGCUGGAGUCCAUCAAGGACCUGGUGAACGACGCCAACUUCGACUGCUCCUCCUCCGGCUUCUCCCUCCAGGCCAUGGACUCCAGCCACGUGGCGCUCGUCGCCCUCCUCCUCAGAUCCGAGGGCUUCGAGCACUACCGCUGUGACCGCAAUAUCUCCAUGGGCAUGAACCUCGGCAACAUGUCCAAGAUGCUCAAGUGCGCCGGAAAUGAUGACAUCAUCACCAUCAAGGCCGACGAUGGCAGUGACACGGUCACCUUCAUGUUCGAAAGCCCCACACAAGAUAAAAUUUCUGAUUUUGAGAUGAAGCUGAUGGAUAUUGAUAGCGAGCACCUAGGAAUUCCGGAGGCAGAAUAUCAGUCUAUUGUGACGAUGCCCUCAGCUGAGUUUGCUAGGAUAUGUAAGGACCUCAGUGGGAUUGGUGACACAGUUGUGAUAUCUGUGACCAAGGAAGGUGUGAAGUUCUCCACAAGAGGGGAUAUAGGCACUGCCAACAUUGUCUGUAGGCAGAACACUACAGUUGACAAGCCCGAAGAAGCAACGGUCAUAAACAUGAGCGAGCCAGUGUCGUUGACAUUCGCUCUGAGGUACAUGAACUCGUUCACAAAGGCAACCACAUUGUCGAAUACAGUCACAAUCAGCUUGUCUUCUGAACUUCCAGUUGUGGUUGAGUACAAGAUUGCAGAGAUGGGCUAUAUUAGGUUCUACCUGGCUCCGAAGAUAGAAGAAGACGAUGAAGGCGAAACCAAGCCUGAAGUUUGAGUGUUCACACCACGUCAUCACCAGCAUACUCUUUUGCUGACUUGAAUUACUCGGUUUAAAAAUCCAAGUAGCGGGAUUUUCUCAAUACUUCUCUGUUUGAGGUUUUUCUUGCUUUCUCUGUGACAAUUAGUUAGCAGAUGUGUAGUUUCGGAGUUUUCGAAUCCGUUCCGUUAGGUCAAACAAUGUUGUUUCUCCUGGUUUUUUUAGUUGAUUUGUGGGUUGCAUAA
Molecule: messenger RNA, 1159 nt
Organism: Pyrus x bretschneideri (Chinese white pear)
Lineage: Eukaryota; Viridiplantae; Streptophyta; Magnoliopsida; Rosales; Rosaceae
Product: proliferating cell nuclear antigen
Exons: 4
Coding region: 129-932 (267 amino acids)
Biological process (GO): regulation of DNA replication; leading strand elongation; translesion synthesis
Cellular component (GO): PCNA complex
Molecular function (GO): DNA binding; DNA polymerase processivity factor activity
Source: RefSeq, a predicted model, not a curated record